Molecule: messenger RNA, 3170 nt
Organism: Myxocyprinus asiaticus (Chinese sucker)
Lineage: Eukaryota; Metazoa; Chordata; Actinopteri; Cypriniformes; Catostomidae
Product: vimentin-like
Exons: 3
Coding region: 1256-2464 (402 amino acids)
Biological process (GO): intermediate filament organization
Cellular component (GO): cytoplasm; axon; plasma membrane
Molecular function (GO): structural constituent of cytoskeleton
Source: RefSeq, a predicted model, not a curated record
UUUAAGGUAUCAAACUACUUUUCUUACACCUUGAAUAUCAAAUGACUUUUGACUCAGUAAUUGAAAACAUGUUCAUUAUAGAAGAGGUGUAUUCAAGUGAUUGUUUUGUGUGAACUGCAUUUUAAUGUAUUUGGAAUAUUAUUUAAUAGAUCUGGACGAAAAAAAGGAGCAUCACAUAAUUGACCCAUUACUGAUAAAUAAAUAAUUGUUUUCUAUUUUAAAAUUACAUUUUUACCCUUAAUGACAAAGCCAAAUUUUCAGCAGUCAUUACUAAGUAUAUACUGUGUCAUCUAAAGCUUAAGAAAACAUCCUAAUGUGCUAAUUUGUUACUCAUGAAAAAUGUCCUUUAUUAAAACAGUUGAAAACGGUCGUACUCUUUUAUAACGUUUGAACAUCGCAAUAGUGUUUUGCUGACCCUAGCAAAUCUCUCCAGGUAUUCAUCAGUCUGUUGUUGUUUGGAGAGAUGAAGGCUAUUCCAUGCACCACUGUCUUGAUAGAAGAAAUCACACUGGAUCUAAGAGAAAGGGAAAUGGACGGCCCAGAUGCACAACAACGACAAGUACAUCAUAGUCUCUAGUUUGAGAAACUGAUCCGUCACAGCUCCUAAACUAGUAGCUUCAAUGAACAAUACAUACCAAACACUUGCAUUGCUGCAAGUAGAGGAUUCCUGAAUGAACAGAAAUGAAAUUCAUCCUUGAAGCAUCAGUUUUCUUUUAAAAAAACAAAAAUGUCAGUGUUAUUUUGAACGGAAGUUUAUAACAAACGAAUGCAAAAAAACAAGGGCAAACAGAGCUUCUCUUUUUUGUAAAGCAAUAACAGAAAUUCCAUGAGAAUUUCGACAUCUGUAUGAGGCUAUAUGGAAACAAUAAGCAUGGAUAAAGUGACUAAUGUCAUGAGCAGCUCACUACCUCGCCUGAGAUUACAGUGAGAAGACAGUUUAAAAAUAGCCGGUGAGCAUCACUAUGUAGCACUUAAGUGUGAGGGGCGGUUGACCUCGAAACGUCUAAUUGAUGACAAUGAUACGUGAGCUGAUGAGAAGCUCCUGCCGUUGGGUUUGGACAUGAGUGUCAUGAUCCGCAUUUAAAACAUGUUAAAACCCUGCAAGACUUUCAAAGUCUCCUGUAAGAUUCCUCACAGCCCCAUAUAAACCCAGAGUCCAACUCUGGAUCCGCAGUCGGCAAGUUGGAGAAGACAUCCUCUGAGGUACAGCGUGAUAGCUUCAGAUUACAGAUAAAAAAGUCCCAAGAAUACAGACAUGAGGGGUUCAUCGUAUACCCAGAAGUCCCUGACUGUCAGCGGCUCCAGCAGGAUGAGGGUUCAGAGCCCAUCGCCCUCCCGAUGCAGAGCAUCUUCGUACAGUCGUGGUCGGGCCGGAUUCCAGGGUCAGGCCGUGGAAGUUGGCACCGAGAUCCAUCAGCACCACGCCAAUGAGAAGGAGGAGAUGCAGGAGCUGAACGUGCGUUUUUCCGGCUAUAUCGGGAAGGUCCAGGCACUGGAACAGAGGAACGCCACACUGAAAGCAGAGCUAGAAUCCCUGCAGGGACGCUUUAAAGGAGGUCCCGCCGGACUUGGGGAAGAAUAUGAAUUGAAGUUUAAAGAGAUGAGGGACCUGAUCGAAGCUCUGACCGCUGAGAAGGGUGCGGCUGAUAUUGAGAGAGGCUACAUCGAGGAGGAAGUGGAGGUCUGGAGACUGAAGGUGGAGGAAGAGCUGGCUCUCAAAGAAGAGGCAGAAAUAAUCCUCCGUGAGUUCCGUCAAGACGUCGACAACGCAACCCUACAGAAGGCCGAUCUGGAGAAAUGCAUCGAGCAGCUCGUGGCCGAGAUAGAGUUCCUGAAAAAGCUACAUGAUGAAGAAGUUGCCGACCUGCUCAGACAAAUCGAGGAGUCCAAGGUAACGGUGGAGCUCGACUCCGACAGGCCCGACCUGGCCGCAUACCUGCGUAACAUGCGGGCGGAGAUUGAGGCGGUGGCUGCCCGCAAUGUCCAGGAGGCAGAAAAGUGGUACAAGGGCAAGUUUGACACCCUGAAAGAGCAAGCCAGCAAACACGAGUACCAGAUGAAGACCAUGAAAGAGGAGAUCACCACCUUCCACAACCAGAUAUCAGACCUGCAGAACCAGAUCGACAGUCUGAGAGCACGGAACGGCGCUAUGGAACAGCAGCUUGAGGACAUGGAAGUGGCACACCUGGAGAAGGUGGCAGGGCUGGAGGGCAUCAUCGCUCAGCUCGAGAGCCAACUGUGUGAGACCAAAGUAGAAAUGGGAAAAUACUUGGCCGACUACCACGAGUUGCUCCACAUCAAGCUGAAACUGGAUGCUGAGAUCGCCACCUACAGGAAGCUACUGGAAGGAGAGGAGAAGCGGCUCGGCAUCUCUGUUACUGAGGGUGUGGCAGAAGCCGUGACAGAAGAGAGAACCACAUCCGUGUCUCGUACUGUAGAGACACACACGGCUAUUCAAGGCUGAAAACCUCUGGAAAACACUUCCUGCUACGCUAGAGUUAACCAGGCCCUCUGAGAUAAUGAACUCACAAUAAGAAAAAGUCUGUUUCUCAUGUAAAAGAACCAAAGAUGUCACAUGGUACUAAAUAAAGCUUGAUUUCAGUGCAUCUAUUGUAUCUGUUGUAUGUUUGUGUUGUGAGAUUCUGCACAAUGAAACCUUUUAUAAACAUCAAAAUCAUUAAACCCCCUUACAGCAAAAACACUCACUGAAGAGUAACCAAAUAUUGCUAAAAUGGAUUAUAUCAAAGUCUUUCUAGCAAGUCAGUCCACUGCCGGUCAUCUUUGGAACGCUCUCGGGAGGUUAUUUCCAGUUAUGACAGUGCAGCUCCCAUCUACUUGAAUGGGGAAAGACCGAAAUCUCCAAAAUGGUUGGUCAAGAUUAUGAUUAAAGAACAUAAAUCAGCAGUAAAAUCUGACAAGACUAGAAUCAUAAAUUGUGCUUCUUCACCUUAGAUUACGCUUAAAAGCACAAUGUUCCUGGAUUGCAUAGCUAAUGCGCAUGCAUGUUCUCGAGUUGAUUGACAGGCGAUGUCUACAUCUAAAAGCUGAUUGGCUCUUUUACCUGUAAGGCGGGACUUCCUUUCUACAUCCAUUGACUGCUGGGCCUUCCAAUUUCUCCCAAUCAAUUUCUUUAAUAGAAGUGGCUGAAUUGUCUCUGAUUAUAUCCAGUG